ACUCCCUUUCUCUCUCUCUGCAUCGUCUCCCCGAUCAGAGUGCUUAUAUAGCUUCGUCUGGUUGGGUCUUUUCUCUCUGCUCAGGUGUCCACAUUCAUGGCUUCUACGUGACCCAGAGAAGCACGGAUUCACCAUUACAUUCACACACCCAUCUCCCACCGUCUUCCUCCCCUCCCUCUCCACCUUCUCUCUCCGUUGAGCUCCUCGAGUCACAAUGUUUCGCCGAUGGAACAACUCUCAUAGUCACCAGGAGAACGAUUCACUGCCGUCUGAGUCAAAGGUGAAUGAGCUUAAAGCUGCGCUGGGGCCAUUGUCUGAGCGCAAUUUACAGUACUGCAGUGAUGCUUGCCUGAGGAGAUAUUUAGAAGCUCGGAGCUGGAACACAGAGAAAGCGAAUAAGAUGCUGGAAGAGACUCUGAAAUGGAGAUCGGCCUACAAGCCCGAGGAAAUCUGCUGGGACGAAGUUGCAGUGGAAGGCGAGACUGGAAAAGUUUACAGAGCAAGUUUUCACGACCGUGAGGGAAGGUCUGUUCUCAUAUUGAGACCAGCAAUGCAGAACACGGCAUCACUAGACAACAACAUCCGUCAUCUAGUUUAUCUCAUUGAGAAUGCGAUCCUUAACCUUCCAGAAGGUCAGGAACAGAUGUCGUGGUUGAUAGAUUUCACUGGUUGGUCCUUGGGCACGAGCGUUCCUGUUAAAUCAGCGAAGGACACCAUCAAUAUCCUUCAGAAUCAUUACCCCGAGAGGCUAGCAAUUGCAUUCUUGUACAACCCUCCUCGGAUUUUUGAAGCAUUCUGGAAGAUUGUAAAAUACUUCUUGGAUGCGAAAACCUUCCAGAAGGUGAAGUUUGUGUACCCGAAGAACAAGGACAGCGUAGAGCUCAUGCGAUCUUUCUUCGACGAGGAGAAUCUCCCCACAGAGUUUGGGGGAAAGGCCAAUCUAAAGUACGACCAUGAGGAAUUCUCGAGGCUAAUGGCUCAGGACGAUGUUAAGGCGGCCAACCUAUGGGGAUUCAAUCAGAAGGCCGAGAAGAUCUCUCACCCAAGCGCUAAGCACACAGGUGCUGAGGUGGCUCCCGAACCUACAGUUGUUGCACCACCCGCUAGCUGAAUCGAUACUCCCAUAAAUCCUACCAAUUACUAGAUGCAGUAUGAGCGAAAAACGAGCAGGAGAUUGAGGCCGGCCUAACUAGAGGAACCGAGAUGACUUCGCUUUCUUUAUAUACGUGCUAACAACUUGGUAGUUUCUCCACUGAGACGGCUUAAUGUGACACUUCACUUUUUAGGUGAAAAUGGUGUCUGAACUGAUUCUGAAACAUCUAUUACGGAAUGUGCCCUCUCAUAAUCAAUUGAGGGUUGAAAUCGAUUAUGUUCUGUUGGGAUUCCGUUCUGCAUUCAGUCAUUGGAGACCUUUGCUAA
Molecule: messenger RNA, 1419 nt
Organism: Punica granatum (pomegranate)
Lineage: Eukaryota; Viridiplantae; Streptophyta; Magnoliopsida; Myrtales; Lythraceae
Source: RefSeq, a predicted model, not a curated record